Molecule: messenger RNA, 1650 nt
Organism: Aureobasidium musti
Lineage: Eukaryota; Fungi; Ascomycota; Dothideomycetes; Dothideales; Saccotheciaceae
Source: the annotation of a GenBank genome assembly
AUGCGGCGCUCGCUCUUCCUAAGCAGGCGGCUGCUUUGGGAAAAUCCUAUAAUCACAAGCAGAUGCGGACGCCUGCUGCAUACAUCGACAGAUAGCCAAUCGACAUUAAAGUCCACGAACAAACCAGUCUCACCAUCUCGAUACACAUCAUCUGCCAAACGUGACCAAGGGACUUCCACGACAUCUGGCUUCUAUGAUUCGAACUCGGUUUUCCAGUGGCAGCCUGGUAGCGAGCCAGGCAUCGAUACUUCUGCUGACGGUGUCGUGUCGCAUGGCAAAACCUUUCCUGUAAACACAAUCCGACGAACAACCCGAUACGAAGAACUGACCACAGCGACAGNNUCACAAAUAACAGCAGUGGACUUCUGCGAGAACCAAAUUGAGCAGACUGAGCUGGACAACGAAUCACUGGCGNGAUUUUCUCAAAAGUCAAGGCCGGAAUGGGCUACUUGUCGCUGGAUCAAUGUCAACGGAUUGAGCUGGGAUGUCAUCAAAUUGCUAGGCAACCACAAANAACUUCACCCUCUGGCCAUUGAGGAUUUGAUGCACACUGGAAACCGAACGAAAGCGGACUGGUAUCCAGAGCAUGCUUUCAUUAUUAUGACCCUUCAACGACUGACCAAACUUUCGUCACAAAAUGGUCGUAGCGACGCCGAUAUCCAANAAGCUCUUUCGAGCUCGGAAUCUCGUCAUGCUACGCGCGGUCGCACUGGUAUCACGUGGGAGACCGAAAAGACCUUCCAGCCACCGGACAAUCAAACACACCUACGUAGCUUGCAAUCCUAUCGUGGUGACAGAUCGCCCGAGCGAGUCGCGUACAUGGAGAAGAACUCGAUCUUGACACGCAAGAGCCUAGGGGUCUCCAUUGAGCAAGUCAGCGUAUUUCUCUGUAGCGACAACACCGUGGUAUCAUUCUUCGAACACUCUGGCGAUGUCAUUGAAGAACCCAUCUUGAAAAGACUCAACUCACCCGAGACAAUUCUUCGCCGAAGUGGCGAUGCCUCUCUUCUGGUGCACUCAAUCAUCGAUGCUAUCACGGAUUUGGCCAUUCCAAUCGUCGCAACAUACGAANAAGCCAUUGCCGAGUUGGAAAUGGACGUCCUCACUCAACCCGCCAUUGGACACUCCAAAGCCCUCUACAUCCUGACAUCCGAGUUGUCAAUGUUAAGACAACAAAUGCAACCCAUAGCCUCUUUGAUCAACAGUCUCCGCGACCACCACAGCACAGCCCAACUUCUAAACCGCAACACCUCAUCCGCAAACCCCAUUUCCGAUCUCGCUCGACGCAGUUCCGGGCCUGCGAUCAUCAAAACACACACUCAGUCUUCUGUCAACAUUUCUCCAGCCGCGCACACAUAUCUGGGUGAUGUGGAAGACCAUUGUAUCAUGAUUAUCGCCUCUCUUGAUCAAAUGCGCACGCAAAGCGACAACAUGAUUAGUUUGAUCUUCAACACCAUGGGAGCAUACCAGAACGAGAGCAUGCAACAAUUGACUUUUGUCACCAUUUUGUUCUUACCCUUGACUUUCCUGUCUGGAUAUUUCGGAAUGAACUUUGAAGAGUUCGAGCCUUUGAAGAACUCGCAUGUGUAUANNUACUUCUGGUGGCUGGCUUUGCCUAUCACUUUUGGUAUGGUGGUCAUCUUACUGUAA